GCACUAGGCCAAUCCACGUACUCUCCAAUCGUUGCUUCCUGCACCCUUUUCCUGUAUUGUGUUUUUUUCUUUGAGAGUGUGCUUGUUUUGUACCCUCCAAUGACACAAUGGCUCUUUCCUCCUUUUUCCGCAGUCCCGUUCUAGUCUUCACAACUUCUAUCGUCUUGCGCGCCGUUUUCCUCGUUUAUGGUUUGUGGCAAGAUGCGAAUUCUCCAAUGAAGUACACGGAUAUCGACUACUAUGUCUUUACUGAUGCAGCACGCUACAUCUCCCGAGGCCAACCACCAUAUGCCAGAGACACGUAUCGUUAUACGCCCCUCUUGGCAUGGCUCAUCUAUCCUACUGUAUGGUCCGGAAAAUUCUGGUUUUCUUUUGGAAAGAUUCUCUUCGCUGUUGGAGAUGUGGCUACCGGAUGGAUGAUGUUCCGCAUCCUGAAGGAGUAUAAGAAAAUGGCAGACGAGAGAGCUCUAAAAUUUGCAAGCAUUUGGCUACUAAACCCUAUGGUAGCUACCAUAAGCACAAGAGGUAGCUCCGAAGGACUGCUUGGAGUGUUUGUCACCGCACUUUUGUGGGCAGUGUUGGCGAAAAAGGUGCCGCUGGCUGGUUUUUUACUAGGAUUCGCGGUCCAUUUCAAGAUAUACCCAUUCAUCUACGCAGUCUCUAUCGUCUGGUUCCUCGACGAGACCCGAUUCCAAUCCGCGAGAUCGGCCGCUUCGCAACCUUCGCGAUCACUGUUUGGCCAGAUUCAGACCUUCAUCACUCUACCUAGGUUGUCCUUGGCCUUUUACAGUCUCCUCACGUUCACUGUCUUGAAUCUUGCUAUGUACCAGAUAUAUGGUUGGCCGUUCCUUGAGCAUAGCUAUCUCUAUCACUUGAUCCGUAGUGAUCAUCGCCAUAACUUCUCGCCAUACAACACAUUGUUAUAUCUCAAUUCUUCGCCAAAUCCAUCGGGCCUUGAAUCAGACUCAGCAUCCUUUGAGCUGGAGCGCCUCGCAUUUCUUCCGCAGCUGCUGCUCAGCGCUGUUUUCAUCCCACUUGCGUUGGCGAAAAAGGAUCUACCAAACACAAUGCUAGCGCAGACCUUUGCUUUUGUCACUUUCAACAAGGUUUGCACAAGUCAAUACUUUCUCUGGUACAUGAUGUUCCUCCCAUAUUACCUUCCACAAUCAACCUUGCUACAAUCAGCCCCUAUUGGCAUCGCUGCUAUUGUUGCUUGGAUCGCUGGCCAAGCCGCCUGGCUUCAACAAGGCUUUCAACUUGAGUUCAACGGUCAUUCCACUUUUUUACCGGGUCUUUGGUUGUCUAGCAUUCUCUUCUUUCUCGUCAACGCUGGUAUCCUCAGUAUCAUCAUUUACGACACUAAACAGAAGCCAACACAAAACAAUAUUGUACAAGGGAAAAAGAAACAAUAGUCAAGCUAUGUAUCCACAUUUUGAUGUAUCUCCAAUCGGAUGUUCCCGUCGUCUUAUUCAAUGAAUAUGUUGAGUCCCGUGU
Messenger RNA from Bipolaris maydis ATCC 48331, 1494 nucleotides. RefSeq names its product glycosyltransferase. Gene Ontology annotation, cellular component: membrane; glycosylphosphatidylinositol-mannosyltransferase I complex. Lineage: Eukaryota; Fungi; Ascomycota; Dothideomycetes; Pleosporales; Pleosporaceae. Gene Ontology annotation, biological process: GPI anchor biosynthetic process. Gene Ontology annotation, molecular function: alpha-1,4-mannosyltransferase activity; GPI mannosyltransferase activity. The record is from RefSeq and is a predicted model, not a curated record.